Manihot esculenta (cassava) is the source of this 1244-nucleotide messenger RNA. Its product is annotated as diacylglycerol O-acyltransferase 3. The transcript has 2 exons. The record is from RefSeq and is a predicted model, not a curated record. The coding region runs from base 135 to 1106 and encodes 323 amino acids. NCBI's taxonomy places the organism in Eukaryota, Viridiplantae, Streptophyta, Magnoliopsida, Malpighiales, Euphorbiaceae.
CCUUUCUUCUCCUUCUACUUCUCCUCGCGUGGAUUAAAACGAAAGCGCAAGAUAUCGUGUAGUGCUACUAAAGUCUUUUUCCGGAGAAUCCAAUCCGUGUCGUUUACUCAUAACCAGAGAGAUUCCAGGCACCCAUGGAUGUCUCUGGCUUUGCUUUCCACCAGCUCCCCUUCUUUCCCCCCGGUGCCGGCGUUGGAACCUGUAAUUCCCAAUCAUCUUCUUCUUCUUCAAGGCUAUCUAUUUGCGGAGUUUCUUUGAAACCCAGAAAGGCAUGUACGAUGUUGGAUUCGUCAGAGUUUAGAGAUAGGGGGCAUCUACAGUAUUACCAUGGAGGAGGGAACAAGAAGGAGAAACAGUCUGUUAAGAAAAAGUUGAAAUUAGUAAAGGGCUUAUCCAAGGAUUUGUCCACAUUUUCUCAGCUAGUUGUUGAUGAUGGUUUGGUGGAUCAAGAUCGGGCCAAGUUGGUUUUGGAAGCAACACAAGGAUUAAUGGAACAGCUGAGACAGUUGAGAGCAAAUGAGAAAGAAUUUAAGAGGAAGAAGAAAGAAGAGAAGGCCAAGCUAAGAUCCACAAGGAUUGAUUGUGAAUCAUCCACAUUUGAAUCCAGUGAAAGCGAAUGUGGGGAGUUGAUUGACAUGAGCCGCGUGAGAUAUGAAGCUGUUCCGGUUGCACAACCAAUGCUAGCUGAUUUCCAGCAAGAAGCAUCUUCAACCCUCCCGAACUUGCCAACCCAAAAGCCGAACAUAAUUAGCACUUCACCAUAUCUUGAAAAAGAAUGCUGCAGUGGGCCAACUGUUUGCUGUGAUGACAGGAGUAGCUCAGCAAAGAGAAUUGAGGUAUGCAUGGGUAACAAGUGCAAGAAGUCUGGGGGCGCAGCAUUGUUGGAGGAAUUAGCGAGGCUUGUGGGGGUAGAGGGUGCAGUCGUCGGCUGCAAGUGUAUGGGCAAGUGCAGGGACGGACCUAACGUCAGGGUCCUGAAUUCCAUUGAAUCUGUUAGAACUCCGGCCAACCCGCUUUGCGUUGGUGUUGGUUUGGAGGAUGUAGGUGUUAUUCUGUCCAAUUUCUUUGGGGAGGAUCAGCUUCAGGGUCUGGCCCAAGCAUCUUAGACCUAGAGCGUACAUCGUAUACCUGUGCUUUCUUGUGUUCUUGGUUUGCUUUGCAGGGUUAAUUCUCCCUUUGCUAGCGUGAAAUGUGGAUGUACAUUCACGGAUUGAAAUUACAAGCAUUUUGUCAUAUUUUGCCUA